AUGGUGCGAGACUCCGUCUCGGCCAUGACCAGUGAUCCUCUAGUUGUCCACGAUUUGAACCUCAACAACGAUAAACCAGUGCCUCACCAGCUACAACUGGUCCCAUUCAACUCAGCUUGGGGCGAGACUAAUGUCUAUGGGUUUGGAGGGACGAGCUUAUGCGAGACUGAUGCAGUCAGCGCCACGGCUGCUCUAUUCUAUCUUGUUAAUGCAAAUGACGCCGGCUUGAAGGGAGCUGGUGUCGCGAAGGUGCAAGUCAUUAACGGUACACCAACCGUCACUCAGCGAUAUGGGGACAAUGGUUGGUGGUGGAAUUCUACAGAUACUCCCCGUUAUGGUGAUGUUUGUGCCUACCGCGACGUCAACUCGGAGUACAUAUAUGCCUAUGGUGGCGCACCGACAUCGAUCACCGACUGGGGACAAAGUGCAUAUGUCUAUCUGGUUCGCGUCAAAGCGAGCGAGGCAUUCGACCUCAGCAAAUACCAAUAUUGGUGGGGCCUGCAACAAGGCUGGAAGUCGACUGUUCUCACAUCGUUUACAUCUGAGACAGCCGUUUGGUGGGGAACGGGUCAGGGGCAAAUUGUCUACAGCCCAUACUACCAGUGCUACAUCCUGGUCAACAUGGGCAAUGGUGGAAGCGAUGUCAAGCUUCGCACAGCACCAGCUCCCGAAGGCCCGUGGACGGCCGAUGUUAAAGUCUAUACGGCUACGCCCAUUGACGGUGGACUGACAUAUGCAGGUGUUGCUCACCCUUAUCUAGAUCCCACUGGCAGAACGCUUGUGGUCUCGUGGACCAACAACAACAAUAUUGAGGUUAUCAGAAUAAGUUUCUCGAAAUGA
This is a messenger RNA of Phaeoacremonium minimum UCRPA7, 840 nucleotides long. RefSeq names its product putative conserved secreted protein. The transcript is spliced from 2 exons. The coding region runs from base 1 to 840 and encodes 279 amino acids. NCBI's taxonomy places the organism in Eukaryota, Fungi, Ascomycota, Sordariomycetes, Togniniales, Togniniaceae. The record is from RefSeq and is a predicted model, not a curated record.